Molecule: messenger RNA, 7882 nt
Organism: Xyrichtys novacula (pearly razorfish)
Lineage: Eukaryota; Metazoa; Chordata; Actinopteri; Labriformes; Labridae
Source: the annotation of a GenBank genome assembly
UCACUGACAAACCGGAUUCCCAGAGAUCUCUGCUGGUUCACUAAAUAUUCUUCAUCAGGGUGAAUAUGAACUUUUAAAAUAUUCCUUUGACAAUGAAAGAGUGUCGUUUAACGUGGAAACAACAUGUGAAAGUGUUUUGACUAUUUGUUGUGGAGAGAGAGAGUUAUACGUGCAAACUGAAGCGGUGGGUUCGCUUUUCUCUGGGGAUCUGGUCUUCACAGGAAGUGAGCCUGUUUUGUUUUUGUGUCAAACGCUGACAGACGUUUGCGUGUCAAACAUCUGUCAGUGAUCCCGACUUGUUGCCAAAUGAUUAAAAUGUGGAUAAACGGAGGGAUUGAGGUAACUCCGGGAUUACCUGAGGUCAUCCUGCUGCUGAAACAGUCACAGUGACUCGACAUAAAAACGUUUAUCCACAGCAGAGUAAAUCAGAAGUAACAUGAUCCCCACCCUGGACUCCGUCUUAGUGAAGGUGUGGUCGAGUUUUGUCUCCUGACCCUGACGUCUCUCCUUCCCCCGAGAAUAACUCUGUAAUCGAUCACCAUUUUGGCGCCGAUUAAAAACAAACUCCUUCUCAAAAACACUCAAACAUAUAAAAUACGAUUUGACAACCAGCGCUUUAAAUACAGACAGUCUUAAUAUGAUACAAGACAAACCAGGCCGGGCUCAGUGGCGCAUAAAUCCUCCGUGACCCAGAUCUGGACAAUAUGGGGUCGAAAAAUAAGACCGGCUUUCAAAGGUAUGAACACACAAGAUAGUCUGGGAAAGACGGGAGGAACAAUGAAGUAAAGAGGAGAUAUCAAAAUGAUGAAACCCGAACCUCAUCUUGAUUAGGACCCAAAGAAAAGACAAGACUUCAUAAGACGAAGACAAAACCGUCUCUGCUGGUCUCUGGUGGGUUACACCUGGAUGAAAGAAAAGGUGCGGAUGUGGGCGUAGAUCUGUGAGCCGACCAAUGAGAUUAAACAAAGAAACAGGAGGAUAAAAAGCAGGACCGGACCGGGACGGGCAGACCAAGGCCGACCCGUCCUGAAACAGGUGAGUCUGUUCUGGACUUCUAUUAUUAUAUAUCUAUAUUAUUGAACUUACAGGAAGUCCUGUUUUUUCGUUUUCUACGAUUAGUUGGUUUUGGUAUUGUUUGAUUUUGAAUGAUUUCGGUUCCAGUUCCGAUUCCUUGUUUCGAUUCCGGUUCCAAAGAAUUCUCUAUUCCGAUUCUUUGGAAUUGGAAUUUAAAUUUUAAAAUUUGAACAGUUCCUGGAGAAUCGGAAUGUUGGUCCUGAUCCCCAUCAAUGCUCGAGACUCGACGACGAGGGUCCACAGAACUGUUCGAUCCUCUAACGGGGGCUCUGCAGUAAUCCUUCUUGACCUGACGGCGGCAUUUGACGCGGUGGAUCAAUCGAUUCUCCUAUUACACACUGCUUCUAGCUGGUUCAGUUGCUCCUCUGUGUGGGGGGAUCCCCCAAGGGUCACUUCUGGGCCCCCUUCUAUUCCCCCUCUAUAUGCUUCCCUUGGGGUCAUUUUUAGAAAGCCUGGUGUUCCUUUUUGCUGUUUUGCCGACGAUGUGCAGGUGUAUUUGCCUGUUAAAGCCCCGACCAAAGACUCUCUGCAGGUCGUGUUUAACUGCAUGAUUGAUGUGAAGACAUGGACGGAUCUCAACUUCUUCAAAUUAAACGAAAACAAAACAGAGGUCGUCCUGUUCAGUCGCCCUGACCUGGUUCAGGUCCUCUCCAGUAGAGGAUGACAUCCUGUUAUCGGGACGGGAAAAAAGGCAUCAGGAGCGGGAACAACAUUAAUGCUCUUGCGAAUCUGUGUCCUUGUUUAUAACCGGGCAUGCCGUGAGUUUUUACAGUUGAAAAUCCAACGUCCAAGUUCUUCAGUGUGGGACAAAGAGAGGGGGACAUUCGGACAGUUUCAACUUUGUCCUCACUUCAGAGCAGGUGGAUGGACAUGCAUGAGGAUGAACAGGUCCUUCAGAUCUUUAGGUGCCUACUGAGCAUUUUUUGGUCUCAAAGAGGUCUAAUGGACGUCUAAAUGUAGCCGAGACGACUGGUCUAAAAAUGAACAUUUUUUAGACAUCCAAAUUUAGACCAAGUCUAAACCUGCGCUAUAUUUACACUACACUAUACAUUGCUCAAUGGCUAUUAUAGUUAUUUUGGUUAAGUACUUGGAGAUCAGUUAUGAAACUCACAGUUCCUUUUUGAAAUAAAUAGAUAUCUAAUAAUGGGUUAAAGCUUAACGUCUAAACUCUGUCUAAAAAUAUACAGAAUCUAGACGGUUGAAAUUAGGUCUAAAAAAAUCUAAUGUCUAACAGCCAUCUGUUGCUCAGUGGGUGAGAAGAUCUCACAUCUCAAAUAUGCAGUUAUUUUUUAUAUGCGCGUAAUCAGGGUCAUAUUUUGGUAAGAGGAGGAUAAACACUUGUAAAUGAUUCCUAUCUUACAUAUAUCUUCAAAGUAGGCUGGAUGGAGCUUCAAACGAACAGGAACAGAGGGUUAAACCAAGAGGACCUUGAAAAAAUUCUCCAUGCUUUUAUCACGUCUUGUUUAGAUUAUCGUAACUCCCUGUAUGUCGGAGCUCAACCGCUCGUCUCCUAAUUGGGACUAAGAAACGGGAGCACAUAACUCCAGUGCUUUCAACGUUAGGUACAGGAUUGAUUUUAAGAUCCUUUUAUUUGUUUUUAAGUCUCUAAAUUGGGCUGGCCCCGGAAUACUUGUCUGACCUCAGCCCCCCAGAGCCCUGAGGUCAGCUGUUUAGGUGGUUUUAGAUGUUUCUCGAUCCUUCUUAAGAUCUAAAAUCUAGGGGAGAUUGAGCGUUUUCUGUCGAGGCUCCCACUAGUGCAGGGGUGGGCAAUCAUGUGCCAUGGAGGGCCGAGAGGCUGCAGGUUUUAUUUCCAACCCAAAACUCCACCAGGUGAUUUCACGGAUUACCUUACCUCCAAUCAGAGAGCAGGGACUAAUCAGUGAAAUCACCUGGUGGAGUUUUGGGUUGGAAAGAAAACCUGCAGCCUCUCGGCCCUCCAUGGCACAUGGUUGCCCACCCCCGCACUAGUGGAAUGUUUUAUCCCGACAGCGCGUUAAAACACUUCUGAAGACGCACCUGUUCACUUCAGCUUUUGGGACGUUUAGCUUCUUUUAUUGAGUCUUUUAUUUACUCGCUUUGUUUAUCUAUAUCGUAAAAGUCUUAUUUUGUGUUUCCUCCAGCGUCACCAUGAUGUUCCUGAGAGUGUCCCUGACCCUCGGCUGCCUCCUGGCCCUGAGCAGAGCCAUUCCUCUGAACUCCACCAGGGGUCGCUGCCAGUACAUGAAGGAGAAGGACUACUACGGCAAAGGGGGCUUCGUCCCAGAGUGUGACUCGGACGGGAACUACGUCGCUCAGCAGUGCUGCACCCUGACCGGGUACUGCUGGUGUGUGGACAUCCUCUCAGGAAAGGAGAUCCCCAACACCAAGGCGGUUCCGGGGGAUUUUCAAGUGGACUGUGGUGAGUCUGGUUCUUCUUGUAGGAUGACUCGGUUGUCAUCCAGGUCACGGUGAUCCAAAGCUUGAUCCAAACAGCAGCUGGACUUGGUUAACCCUUUGGUUCAUGUUGAUUGACUGACAUGAGGAUAAAUGUUCAUAAAAUAAUCAUUUUAAAAAAAAAAUUUUAACUUUUUUUUACUCAAAUCUCUUAAACAACUUCAGCCCUGACCAUUAAAAAAAGUAAUGAAUAAAAACAGAGUUGUUUUUUUUUAAUAUGAAGAAAAAUAAGAACUCUCAGCAAAUUUGAUUUUCCGAUCUUUAAAAAUGUGACUGUCAGCUCAAAAUAAAGAUGAGAAAAUGACAAGGACAUAGUUGGAACCGAGGGUUAAGGCUCUUAAAAGUUCAAGAUCACGGGUCCAAGAAUCUUAACGAAGCCCUGUGACCCUUUAGAUCAAGGUCUGGAUCUGCUAGACUUGAUUUUUAGCUGAUUUAAACCCUCUUCUCAGAGUGUCUGCUGCCGUUCGCUUAUUUACCACUAACCUUCGAAGACUCUGACUGUUGGACAUCAGGAGGUUCUGACCGGGUCUCAGGACUUUAAAUACUCUGGUCCAGAUGAUGGGUGUGUCUCUGUAGGGGAGGGGGGGGGGCAUUUGUUACAAGACAACCAUGACGGUUUUGGGCCUGAUUCCCUCCUCAGUACAAAGCCCAGAUCAUCAGACCUGAGGCCUGUACUACGAAGCUGGAUUAACAAAUCCAGGAUAACUCUGCGACAACUCGCUCAACUUCACCGGAUCUCCGCGAUCCCGAUCAGCUGUACUACGAAGCAGGAUAUCAACUCGAUAACUGAAUCCAGUUCAGAUCUGUGCGCGCACACGUAAAGGGGGUCGGGUCAGUGCCACCGGACCAAUCUCCACAAUGGAGAAGGCUGCACGUCAUUUUUCACAGCUGAAGAACAGAGCUUUAUUUAAACAGUGAGACAGACACAGCCGCUAAAAGCCGGAGGGACUGCCGGCAAAAAAAAUCACCGGUUGUGUAAAUUACAUUUGUGCGUUCAUAAAUUUAUGGCCCCCUAAUAUGUUGUCAUGCAGCGUGUGUGAUCACCACCAUCACUGACCUCAUUAUUUCAGAUACAACAGCAGUGGGGAAAAGAGUACGUGGGAGCAAAUAAAAAUAAAUCUAAAAACAUCCUUUAAAGUAGUUUGUAAGUUUAUUGGAAGAUUUUAUUUGUACAUAUUUCAACGCGUAAACCGUGAUUUCCUCACACUGCCUUUUUUUUUCUCCAUCAUCUGAUGGUCACGUCAUCUGCAGACACAUUUGGGGUUAAGAGUUUCCUAAUCUGCUUCAAUGAAUUCUGAAUGAUGACUAACAAAUUUGAACCUGGAGCUUGGCAAAUAUUAGUGUAUUGCUUAGACUUCAUGCUACCUGAAUAUUGAGGCCGUCCGAGAAAAACCUGUAACGUUCAUAGAGAACGUCAUCAGGUAAAUCAAACGGGUUUGAACGAUCAUGAAUAUAACGCUCUCGGCGAAGCGCUCCUCUCACUAUCCGUGCAACGAUGUCCCCGGGAUCCGGCAAAAGUGGGCAAGCCAUUUUCCAAGAGAUCCGAUUGGUCAUCGGGCGGUUUUUUAUACCUGCUGAGCUCUUAUCCUGAAACAUAACCUGCUCCGGAGCAGGUUUGGCGUUCCGCGUAAGUUACCGGGGCAACGGACCCGGAUAAAAAGAGAUCCACCUUUGUAGUACAGAAAACCCAGAAGUUAUCCAGAAGUUAUCUCGCUAAGACCAAAUCCAGCUUCGUAGUACAGGCCUCUGGUUCUGGAGAUAAUCUUCCUAGAUUAUCCUGUUGGGUGAGAUGGGUUAACAGGGACCAGUUAGGAGUCAGGACUGCGGUUAGUCUGUUUCUGUUUUUGUUCUCUAUGUUGUUUUUCAAAGAUCAGUUAAGAUUUACAAACCUGAGCUCAGCCUGAUUAAGUUUAGAGAAGAAGGUUAUAAAUCAGAAAAACGAGUAUUCUUGGAUUUAAAACGAUGAAAACAUACGACAGAGUUGGAUCACAGACAAAGAAACACCUCAAAGUGAUAAAAUCAAAUUGGAGUUUGGCACCACCUGGUGGUGGUCAACUGAUGUGCAGGUACAUCCUUAAUCAUUUUAAAACCAAACUGAAAACGUACCUUUUCAGUCUUGCUUUUAUCUAAAUUUCAUAUCAUUAACUUUAAAUGUUUUAGCGUUUAUCUCUUUCUGGUUUUAUCGUCUUUUAUUGAGCUAUUUUGUUGCUCUUAUUUUAGUUUCUUUUACUGUUGUUUAUAUUUCACUUUCUUUAUUAUUUCUUAAAUUUUAUUUUAUGUUACUUUUAGAUUUUAAACCUCCAGUGAAUUUAAAACAAUGUUUCCUCAGUGAGGGGAGGUCCUGCCUCAAGUUGGAGGAGUUCAAGUAUCUUGGGAUCUUGUUCAUGAGUGAGGGUAGGAUGGAGCGGGAGAUCGACAGGCGGAUCUGAGCGGCGUCAGCAGUGAUGCGGACGCUUAACCGAUCAGUCGUGGUGAAGAAAGAGCUGAGCUAUAAGGAGGUUUACCGGUCGAUCUACGUGCCGAUCCUCACCUAUGGUCAUGAACUUUGGGUAAUGACCGAAAGAACAAGAUCGCAGAUACAAGCGGCUGAAAUGGGUUUCCUCCUCAGGGUGUCCGGGCUCAGCCUUCGAGACACUCGGGAGGCGCUCAGAGGAGAACCGCUGCUCCUCCACGUCAGGAGGAGUCAGCUGAGGUGGCUCGGGCAUCUGGUUAGGACGCCUUCUGGACGCCUCCCGUUAGAGGUGUUCCAGACAUGUCCCACCAGGAGGAGACCUCAUGGCCAGCCCAGGACCAGGUGGAGGGACUAUAUCUCUCGCCUGGCCUGGGAGCACCUGGGAAUCCCCCCGGAGGAGCUGGUGGAAGUGGCCGGGGUGAGGGCCGUCUGGGCUUCCCUCCUGAAGCUGCUGCCCCUCGACCGGCACACGAAUAAACAAACGCUUCCUCAGUGCGCACAUUCCUGUUUGUCCAUCCAUCCAUUUUUUACCGCUUAUUCCCAUUCCUGGGGUCACGGGGGGGCUGGAGCCUAUCGGGCGAAGUCGGCAGUUCAUCGCAGGGCUGACAUAUAGAGACAAACAACCAUCCACGCUCACAUUCACACCUACGGGCAAUUUGAAAGUGGCCAGUUAACCUAACCCCACUUCUGCACCCACACAGACACAGGGAGAACAUGCAAACUCCACACAGACUUCACCUGACCCGGAUUUGAAUUCAGGACCUUCUUGCUGUGAGGCGACAGGGCUGAUUGAUUGAUUGAUCCUUGAACUAGGCUGGACGAGGUUUCGAUCGUCCUCUGCUUUCACCUUCUUUAAAAAAGCAACAAAGGAAUAACUUGGUUCUAACCAGCUGAGCUUUUGUCGUGUUUUUAUAGGAAAGGAGCACUACUGUCCUUACGACUGGUCCCAGUACGGAAGCCGCUGUUUCAUCUUCAUCGACACCCCGAAGUCAUGGAUCGAAGCGGAGGUGAGGUCCGAUUAAAGGAGGGCCCCCUAGAGGCUGAAAUGUCCGUCCAGUCAGUCAUGAUUUUUCUCAUCCUCUCAUUUUCAGAGUUACUGCCUGUUUGAAGGGGGGAACCUGGCGUCAAUCCACAGUGACGACGAGAACCACUUCAUCCAGGGUCUGACCAGAGGGUACACCCACGAAUUCCCUGAGGCCUGGAUCGGCGGUCAGGAUGCUAUUCAGGUACGGAAAUCCCAGCGUGUGGUCGUUUUACUUCCUUACGUUGUAUUUUCGAACAUUCUCACCCCGAUGACGACACCCGAACUAUCUCAACUUUUAAAAUAAACGUCAACUCUAACCCAGUUCUGUCGGAUAAGAAGGUCAUUACAUAUUUGCUUCUGUCUCCUACAGAGCUGUUUUUGGAUGUGGAAUGACGGCACCAGGUUCGACUACGGAAUGUGGUACUCCGAUUACGAUGUGGAGAGAACUGAGCACUGUCUGGAGAUUAAUCAUGGAUGUAAGAGCUUACAGACGCGGACGUCGGGUAACUAAGAGAGAUUUUAAAACCUGUGCGAGGUUUUCAUGAAACUGUGUCUGUGUUUUCAGAUAUGUUGAAGUGGAACUACGCCGCCUGCAAUGAGACCCGACCUUUUGUUUGCGUCAAGAGCCACUGGAGAACGAUCCUGUUUUAAGAAACCGACCCGUCUGAUGAGCUUCUAGAGAGUUUUUUUGUUUUUUCUCAGUGCUUCCAUUUCCUCCUCAGAAUGAAGUUAGGAUAAAGUUCUGAUCAACUUCCUGGUGUUCUAGACCCACUUCAGACCCUGAUUUUUGGAUGAUCCAGUCAAACCUGUUUUCUGUCUUUUUGUAAUCCCAAAUUCAAGAAACCUUUCCAGUAGAAAUAAGAGCAAUAAAAAUAAACAAACAGUCAAGAAACUCUGGA